AUGAAACCAAUUUUCGUUUUUGUCCUUUUACUCAUUGCUCUCACAACAAUCGUUUUCGUCGUUGAUGCAGCAGUUGUCAAGCGUGUUCAAGGAUCCAAGGCUAAAGUCAAAGCUCUUAAAAAACGGUACCAUGACUAUGAUGAUCGUUAUUAUGGUCACGGUUGGUUGCGCCAUCCACAUAUAGAGGAUGAUAGUUAUCGUCACGACGAAUCUCUCAAAUACAGAGAUUCGGAUAGAUAUAAUCAUUUUUCCUAUGAUGAUUAUUAA
Molecule: messenger RNA, 267 nt
Organism: Cetraspora pellucida
Lineage: Eukaryota; Fungi; Glomeromycota; Glomeromycetes; Diversisporales; Gigasporaceae
Source: the annotation of a GenBank genome assembly